GCAUCAAAACGACGAACGGACCCAAAAUAAUUAAAAAGUAGCCCCAAAUAUUUUUUUGUCAUCCCCAAAACCGAAAAAAAGGAACCCUAACCCUAGCCGCAAACCCCCCACGAACGCAGGCUCGGAUAAUCGAUUUAUUUGUCUGCGCGUAUUUCUUGUCCCCGUUCCCGAAUCUUUAGAGCAGGAAUUGGAUCUGAUUUUGUUUUCUUGGAUAGUUGGGAUAUUAGGGUUUGGUUUGGAGGGGGAGGAGGAUAUGGGAUGCUGCGUGGUUGGUGGUAGUGUAAUUGGAAUUGGGCGUUGGAGACGAUGACCGGCAGGGGCCGAUGCCAGAGGAGGAGGAAGUCCAUGGCCGGUGGUAGGGGCGCCGCCGAAUCGAAGAAAAGCGGUAGUAAAAACAAUAUCCCUAAUUUGAAGCCCGAAAUUACAGAAAAGCCCUUGGGUUCUCCAAGAAUUAGGAAAGUGCCCCCGACUUCAACUGUUCAGUUGGAUUUGUAUACGCAGGCUUGCAAAGCUCUCUCAUUUCGUCCCCCCUUCGAUUCCGAGGACUCCCAGGCUUCCUCAGGAUUUGCAUCUACAGCGAACAUUCUGCCGUCUGGCGUGUCGCAUCUGUUGAGCAGGCAUUCGGAUAGCAGGAAACGACAGAAGAGGUUGCAUUCGAGCACGGAAAAGAAGUCCUCCACUAGUGGUGGGAAUCGGGGUGGCAGAGUUUGGAUUGAGACAGAAGAUUAUUUUCGGGGAUUGACUGUUGAGGAUAUAGAGAAGCUCGAAAAGCUUCCAAGAAUCGGGUUGUAUAGUGACGAUAAAUGUUUCUUGAUUCCAUCAUUUAGUAAUGAUGGAAAUUCUUGUGAUCGACUUGACAUGUCUUCUGCUUCUGGGAUGCUUUCUGAGAAGAAUUCUUUGGGGCGGGAAAAUGGAGUUGAGGCAAAUGGUAAUGGAUCGAUGGUGCAGGAAGAAAAUGGGCGUCGUUCCAUGGAUAUUGAUGGUCACGAGGAGGAAUCUAAAACGUUGGAAGCAAGAGAAGAAAGCAGCGGUGAUAAAAGACCAAGUAAUAGUAAAGAUUCUUUGCCUUUUAGUGGUGUAGAAUGGCUAUUAGGAUCUAGGAGUAAGAUUUAUUUGGCAACAGAACGGCCCUCUAAGAAACGGAAGCUUUUGGGGAGAGGUGCAGGGUUGGAGAAGCUCCAUGUGGCACGCCCAGUUGAAGGGCUAGAAGCUGUUUGUCAUUACUGUAAUUAUGGUGAAACAGGUGACCCCUUGAAUUGCUUGAUUAAGUGUAGUUCUUGUUGUGUUGUAGUCCAUCAGAGGUGCUAUGGAGUUCAGGAAGAUGCAGAUGCUUCUUGGGUGUGUUCGUGGUGUAAAUGGGAAAAGAUUGUAGAUUUGAAUACCGAGACACCGUGUUUGGUUUGUCCCAAGCAAGGUGGUGCGCUGAAGCCUGUCAGAAAAAGCGGAUGCGGGAGUGAUGAGUCUAAGAAGGAGUUUGCUCAUUUGUUUUGUUGCCAGUGGAUGCCUGAGUUAUAUCUGGAGAACACCAGGACAAUGGAGCCAAUCAUGAACAUUGAUGAAUUGACGGAUGCAAGAAGGAAGUUACUUUGUUAUUUGUGCAAGGUUAAGUAUGGCGCCUGUGUCAGGUGCAGUAAUGGCUCUUGUAGAACUUCGUUCCAUCCAAUUUGUGCUAGGGAGGCAAGACAUAGAAUGGAAAUAUGGGGAAACCUUGGAACUGAUGAGGUUGAAUUACGUGCGUUUUGUUCUAAGCAUUCUGAAGUGGAACAUGAUCAUGGAAGCCAAGAUACUCAAGAUAUUUCACCAACAGCAGCUGAUCAGGAUCUUAGCAAGCAUAAUGAGGUUGCAUUGGAUGGAGAGGAGUUGCUUGACCAUACACCCAAGUUUGAGACUGAUCCUCGAAAUGGAGAUGCAUCACAUCAUUUUCCUGAGUGUUCAGUGGAUUGUAAUUACAGCGAAUUCCAUGCUUGUGCUGUCCUUAAUUUUAAGAUGAUACUGAAGAAGUUGCUUGAUCUUGGGAAAAUUAAUGUUGAAGAUCUAGCCUCAGAGAUUGGUGUUUUGCCCGAUUCACCGAUCACAAUACUCACAGACAAUCACAUAGUUCCUGAGUUACGAUGUAAGCUACUGGGAUGGUUGAAAAACCAAUCUCAUAUUGGAAACUUACAGCAACUGAAAGUGAAAAUUGGAGCACCUAUGGUGCCCAAUGCUGUGGCAGAUGCUGUUGAAGGUGUGGGUGCUGUUUCAGUAGAGGAAUCUAGUAUUUCCGAUUCCGUUCCAGUUAAAUCUGUUCCACUUCGCAGACGAACUAAAAGCAACAUAAGACCGGUGAGAGAUGACAAGGCAGAAGAGCCCGAUGGAGAAGAUUCAAAUGAUCCAUCUGAAGAAUCUUUACCAGAUGAUGCACAGGAGAGUUUUGUUGAUCCUGGUCAGCACCAAGAUAAUUCAGCUGCCAAGUCUAUGAAAAUUGAAGAUGAGCUGAUAGCCCUGUUACGGUGUCUCAGUGAAGAUGGUCUACUUGGGGAGGCUGGAAAAUGCCAUGAAAUAGCUAAUUCCUCUCUCUUAGAAAGUGGGGAAGUUAAACAUGCUUCAUACAUACACCCAAUCAUCCACAGAAAAUUGAUGCAAAUCAAGAAUGAUGCACAUGAGAAAACUUCAUCCUACCAUUUUGCAGCAGUUUCGAGGGAUCACGAAGCUUCACAAUUGGAAGCAUCUUCUACUUCAGCAUCGUCUCUCUCUAAUCGCAACCUGCAAGAAACAUAUGGAGAUAAUGAUGGUAGAUGUGAUGGAGUGAAUGGUGAUGAAGCAGCCGAGGCAAGAAGUCUUGGUUUGCAAGAACUGUCUCCUGUGGAUGAAGUUGAAGGAGAGCUUAUAUAUUAUCAACAAAGACUCCUCAACAACGCUCUUACAAGAAAACGCAUAAGUGAUGAGUUGAUUUUGAAGGUUGUUAGGAGCCUUACACAGGAGAUGGAUGCUACAAGGAGAAGGAAGUGGGAUGAUGUAUUGGUUAGCCAGUAUAUUCAUGAGCUUCGGGAAGCAAAAAAGCAGGGCAGAAAAGAGCGCCGGCAUAAGGAAGCUCAAGCCGUGUUAGCUGCUGCAACUGCUGCAGCUGCAGCUUCAUCAAGGGUGUCUUCAGUAAGGAAAGAUAACCUUGAAGAUUCUUCGAGGCCUGAGCUGAAGAAAGAAGCCAUUUCUAGGCCCAGAUCCACGUUUGAAGCUAAUUCUGAAUCCAGUCGAUUAGCUUCCAAUGAUCAGCCUAGUACCUGUGACAUAUGCAGGCGCACUGAAACAGUUCUAAAUCCAAUUUUAAUCUGUGCAAGAUGCAAGGUUGCAGUUCACUUGGAUUGCUACCGCAGUGUUCGAAGCACUUCAGGGCCAUGGCUUUGUGAAUUGUGUGAAGAAUUGUUUUCUUCCCAAGGUUCAGAGGCUGUGGUAGCGAAUUCCUCCGAGAAACCUUACUUUGUUGCUGAGUGUAGUUUGUGUGGUGGUACUGCGGGUGCUUUCAGGAAGUCAACAGAUGGUCAAUGGAUUCAUGCCUUUUGUGCUGAAUGGGUGUCAGAGUCAACAUACAGAAGGGGGCAGCUUAAUCCUGUUGAUGGGAUGGAUCGUGUUGGCAAGGGGGUUGAUACAUGCACCGUAUGCCACCGGAUACAUGGUGUCUGCCUGAAGUGUAGUUAUGGUCACUGUCAGACCAUGUUUCAUCCUACCUGUGCUAAAAGUGCUGGUUAUUACAUGAGUGUGAGGACUAAUGGUGGCAAAUUACAGCAUAAGGCUUACUGUGAAAAGCACAGUGGAGAACAAAGAGCAAAGGCUGAAACUCAAAGGCAUGGGGUUGAUGAGUUAAAAAGCCUUAAGCAAGUCAGGGUUGAAUUGGAGAGAUUGCGACUUCUAUGUGAAAGAAUAGUCAAAAGGGAGAAACUAAAGCGUGAAUUGGUCCUUUGCUCUCAUUCAAUUCUUGCCACAAGUCGAGACUCUGUUCUAUCUGCUCUGGCCCAGCAUCCCUAUUACCAACCCGAAUGUAGUUCCGAAUCAGCUACAACCUCCAUUAAAGGCUACACCGACGACUACAAAUCAGGCAGCGAAUUAGUGCAAAGAUCAGAUGAUAUAACGGUGGACAGUACAGUUACAGGUAAAAGACGAAUCAAAUUUCCCAUUCCUGGGGACAUGGACCAAAAAACUGAAGACAGUUCUACAUCCCAAACCCUUUACACACUAAAACCCACGGAAAGAGUAUCCUUCGCCGGGAAGCAUAUUCCCAAAAGACACGUGCCAUCGCCAAGCCCUUCAGACAAUGUAGAAAAGAAUUCGAAAUAUAGGAAACCGCCGGAAACAUUUGAAAAAGAGCUCCUAAUGACUUCAGACCAAGCGUCAAUGAAGAACCAACGGCUGCCUAAAGGAUUCGUGUAUGUUCCUGUUCGAAACCUAUCCAAAGACAAGGACAAGCCGAGCCCCGACGAACGAUCUAAGGAACCAACCGAAUGAAACCGGCAUCAUCGUCGAUACUGAACGACCCGAGAUGCUGAGCUUUGGAGCAUAGAUGUGUGUAUAUGCAAGUUCAGUCCCCAUUGCAUGUAUUUCAUGGGCCUAAUUUGUUUAGCCUUAUUCUUCUUCUCUCUCUAGAUAUAUAUGUAUUCCAUAACCACAAUUUCAGAGUUAGGAAAGGCAGUUUUAAUGGCAAUGGCAAUGAAUUGCAUUUGUAAUUGUAUAAAAAGCCUGGAGCGUUUGGGAUCUGUAAAUUUAGUGUAAAUACAUAUUCUAGUGACCAUUCAAUAUUCAAACCUUGAA
Molecule: messenger RNA, 4779 nt
Organism: Andrographis paniculata
Lineage: Eukaryota; Viridiplantae; Streptophyta; Magnoliopsida; Lamiales; Acanthaceae
Exons: 20
Coding region: 307-4476 (1389 amino acids)
Biological process (GO): regulation of transcription by RNA polymerase II
Source: RefSeq, a predicted model, not a curated record